Molecule: messenger RNA, 2167 nt
Organism: Vicia villosa (hairy vetch)
Lineage: Eukaryota; Viridiplantae; Streptophyta; Magnoliopsida; Fabales; Fabaceae
Product: phosphatidylinositol 4-kinase gamma 7-like
Exons: 3
Coding region: 861-1652 (263 amino acids)
Source: RefSeq, a predicted model, not a curated record
UUUAAAAUUCUAUAAGAAUACAAGAAUCUGGUUAAACCUUGAAAUCAUGUAAAAACAAAAAAAUCUGUAGAAGUAAGCUGAACUGAUCUCUCAUCGGAUCUCUCCUCCGCCUCUCACGGCGGAGCAUCCUCUCAACCCGCCGCAGAAGCUUCUCACCGACGAGGUAAAGUUAACGAUGGCUGAAGCUUUUGGUGGUGAAAUUUGCGGCAUGUUUGUUGUUUCAGGAGGCUGAAGCAUGUGAGGAGUAACUAAGGUAAGACACUGCUCAUAUAUAUUGCUCUGUUGGAGGUAAUAUACAUUAAAUUCUUUUUCUUUCUAUUAUUACAAGAACUGGUUUAAUACUAUGUUAUCAAACUCGGCCGAUCCGGCCGUUAUCUUGGCACGAAACAACAAAACCAAGAAAACCAUGUCAGGUUGUGCUGUUUCAUCACAAAUGGGUGAUUCGGCUGGAACGACCGCGGUAAUGGGAUUAGAUUCGGAACGACGCCACUCUAAUGUGGCAGCUCCGGCAGUCUCAGCUGUAAAUGAUAUUACCUUUAAGUUUUUAAGGAUAGCAAGGUUAUUUUAGUGAAUUUUAUUUGCAUUUGGAAGUAUGCUUGGCUUAAGACUUAUGGUUUUUAUUUCUUAAUAUGAACACUCAUGAAUUUUGAUUAAUUUAUUUUAGCUUCUUCUUGUUGUCAGGUGACAUCUCCGAUGUAGCGGUUCUGUUGAGCGGCAUCCUGUUCCGAGUUUCCAGUUUUUUUGUAAGAAUCUUUGGAGUUUCGAAUUUUGUAGAGUUGGCUAUGAUUGUUCGUGCACAAGUCUCUUCUCAAGUGCCAGCAUCUGAGUUUCGGAUUUUGUAGAGUUGGCUAUGAUUGUUCAUGCAAAAGACUCUUCUCAAGUGCCUGCUUCCGAGUUUGGCGUUUGCUCGAGAGAAAAAGAACACUCUGCGUCUAGCAUUCGAGUUUGCUCCUUUUCGUUUUCCUUACAUGUAUCCUGAUUUGGAUACCUGUUUACAUGACGAGAUGGCAGCUGCAACCUUCAAAGGACCUCCUAGCGAAUGUUCCAGGAAUAAGAAAAUGGAAAGAAGGCCUUCAGGUAGAAGACGUGUCUUUGUUCAGACAGAAACCGGUUGUGUUCUUGGCAUGGAAUUAGAAAGGAGUGACAAUGCGCACACUGUGAAGAGGAAGUUACAGGUAGCAUUCAAUGUCCCGACUGAGGAAAGUUCACUUAUAUGUGGCGACACAGUCUUGAAAAAUGAUCUGAGUGUAGUUAGAAAUGAUUCUCCACUUCUUCUCACCAGGAACUUUUUACAUAGAAGUUCAUCUACCCCGUGCCUUUCACCGACCGGUAGGGAUCUUCAACAUAGGGAUCAGAGUGGACCGAUUGAGAUUAUAGGCCGCUCGGAUAUGUUAUCUGGAACUAAACAAUUGGUUAAGGAUAUUAUGAUGGCAAUAAAAGGUGGCGUCGAACCAAUUCCUAUUCAGAGUGGAUUAGGAGGUGCGUAUUAUUUUAGAAACAUUUAUGGUGAAAACGUCGCAAUUGUGAAACCAACUGAUGAGGAACCUUAUGCACCAAAUGUAACACCCCAAUUCUACCCAAAGCAUUUAGGCAAGAAAAUAUCAGAGUAUUUAAAAUUUCAUACAACACAAUUAGGAUGUUACACUAAGUAACCAAACAAACACCUUGAAAACAAACGGACAUCACCGAUGUUAAAAACAUACACACCUGCCAAUAACAUGAUACAUAACACACGGAAGAUAUGAACAUAUAUAUAUAUAUACGCAUAGCUCUCACUCUCAAAGAGGAGUUUUCCAAAAUAAAGUGUUUACAAUAUACAAUGGCACGUUAUCACAUAUACAUGUUCAAAAGAGUCAUAUACAAAUAAAUAACAACAGACUCCCGACUACCCAGUGUUACAUAUCAGAGCGACCGACAAGACCAACUGGAGAACUACCUCUUCCAAAAGACUUCCAAAGCGGCUAAUCUGCAGGAUGCCACUCAAGCAUCAAAUCAGCAGAAGGGUGAGAAUAUAAUUCAUAAUGAAAGCAUGACAAUUAUAGUAAUGCCAACAAGUAUCAUCAAGAAUCAUACAACAAAGUAAUCCACUCAUUUAACCACAAUUAAUAUAUAAGUAAUGUGACACAUGAAUGAUAACAUAAUUAUAAAGACAGACAAUGAUGAAUGA